AUGGUGUUUAUUGUUAACGUGGUUAAAAGAUUAUAUAAUGGUGCAAUUAAUAAAAGAAAUUUAAUUACACUGCCGUUAAAUUUUCUAAUUAAUUUUUCGUUAAUUUUUCUAUGGCUACAACUGUUUGGCCAUGCUGGUAUUGUUCCAAAUGAUAUAAGACCAAAAAUUAACUCUCAUAUUGCAUUCUUUGCUGAUUUGUAUUUAUUUGGUGAUUAUUGGAAUGAAAUUAAGAACCAAGGUUUAUCGAAUCAUCAUAUCAUAACUACUUUUGCGACUUCAUUUGCAUUCCUAGUUAUCGGAACUAUUGUCGUUCCUCUAUCGAUUUGGUAUUACUUAUAUUAUGUCAAAAGAUUAAAGUAUAAUUUUUUCAAUAAAUUCGAUUAUCUAUUACAUUAUAAUGUAAACACACAAACAUUUAGUCCAAAACAUUUCCGGAGUCUAUUUUUGCCAUUUUUCUUACCAUUAUUCACAUUCAUUAUUUUAAAUAUUGAUCAUUAUUUUGCCAGCCAAAACCAAGAGAAUUUUACAAAAGCAAAAGAUUUAUUAGCUUGGACUUUUUAUGUCAUUCUGCAUGUUACUGCACCAAUCCUGACCGCCGUUUACCUAUACGUUUUCCAUCCAGCAGGUGUUUUAAAGUGUUUUGCAUUAACUUUAGGUAUUCAAAAUAUCUGCGGUGUAUUCACGCAUAUGUUAUUGCCAAUGGCACCACCUUGGUUCACUCACAUGUACGGCAUUUAUGACACUGAACAUGUUAACUACACUCAAGAAGGUUUUGCCGCGGGCUUAACAAGAUUCGAUGCCCACUUAGGGUCUCACAUGAAUACAAACGGUUUCCAUUUAUCACCAAUCGUGUUUGGUGCUGUGCCAUCAAUUCAUUCGGCAAUUGGUUUCCAAUGUUUCCUAUUUUUAGUCGCUACUUCAACUAAAUUAAAAAAUAGAUUUGUUAAAAACACUAUGCACAAUAGAUUAUCGCAAUCUUCUGACGAUAGUGCAAGCGAUGUAAACAUUGAAUAUUUCGACCUUAACAGCGAUAAAAGCUUUAAAUUAUCAAAUGAACAAUCAUUCGACCAAUUGGAAAUUAACGAUUAUAAUGAACAACGCCUAUCACAACCUCAAAACGAAGCAGAAGAAUAUGUAGCUGGAAGCAUGCAUUCAUAUUCUUCUGAUGCAUUAUCAACAAUUUCAGGCAUGUCAGAAAACGCUGAAAACACUGUUUCUUUGAACACUAACAAAAAAUCACCAUUUGUUGAAUACUAUAUUCAGGAUAUCGGUGUCUCAAGUAGAUUCUAUUUUAGAAUCUUAAAUAUAAUUUCAUUACCAAGAGUAUUAGGAUUUCUAUUUAUCACAAUUCAAUGGUGGGCAACAAUUUAUUUGGAUCACCAUUAUAGAUUCGACUUGUUUAUCGGAAUGUUGUACGCUUUAUUUGCUAACAUAUUUAUCAAUCAACUUCUCCUGCAACCCAAAAUAAUGGAGAAAUUUAUAGAUAUUAGAUUGGGUAAGAAGGCAGAUGACGAUAACGAAGGUAGGACAAUGGGUAUGAGAGUAUUUAAAGGAACAAAAUACGAAUGGUUUUUCGAUCCACUAGCAUAG
Molecule: messenger RNA, 1590 nt
Organism: Tetrapisispora phaffii CBS 4417
Lineage: Eukaryota; Fungi; Ascomycota; Saccharomycetes; Saccharomycetales; Saccharomycetaceae
Gene: IPT1
Product: inositolphosphotransferase
Exons: 1
Coding region: 1-1590 (529 amino acids)
Biological process (GO): inositol phosphoceramide metabolic process; sphingolipid biosynthetic process
Cellular component (GO): inositol phosphoceramide synthase complex
Molecular function (GO): inositol phosphoceramide synthase activity
Source: RefSeq, a predicted model, not a curated record